Molecule: messenger RNA, 441 nt
Organism: Fraxinus pennsylvanica
Lineage: Eukaryota; Viridiplantae; Streptophyta; Magnoliopsida; Lamiales; Oleaceae
Source: the annotation of a GenBank genome assembly
AUGGCACCAAAGGCAGAGAAGAAGCCAGCGGAGAAGAAACCCGCCGCUGAGAAAGCGCCCGCCGCCGAGAAGGCUCCGGCGGAGAAGAAGCCAAAGGCCGGCAAGAAACUCCCCAAGGAAGGUGCAGCUGCCGGAGACAAGAAGAAGAAGCGCACGAAGAAGAGUGUAGAAACUUACAAGAUCUACAUAUUCAAGGUGCUGAAGCAGGUUCAUCCUGACAUAGGGAUCUCGAGCAAGGCCAUGGGAAUUAUGAACAGUUUCAUUAAUGAUAUCUUUGAGAAAUUGGCUCAGGAAGCCUCCAGGCUUGCCAGGUACAAUAAAAAGCCCACGAUUACUUCUCGGGAGAUCCAGACUGCUGUGAGAUUGGUACUUCCUGGUGAAUUGGCGAAGCACGCUGUUUCGGAGGGUACCAAGGCUGUUACCAAGUUUACCAGCUCUUAA